ACGUGAGUCGUCAUUUUGUAGUUUUUCUUCAAAAAACCCCGUUUAUUUUGCAGAAAAAACAUAUUAUUCUUUUCACUGACAGAAAUCCCGCUGUCGCUCUUUUUCGGUUUUGUUGCAGCGGUUUAGCAAGAACGGGUCAAAGUGCUGUUUUUUUGUUUGUUUUUUAGCCGUACUCUGUUUUUUAUGGAAAUUUAAACAGUUUUAUAAUAAACUCGAAGUAAAUUGCUAGUUCAGAAGAAGCAUUAAUAUUUUUUAUCGACGAUAAAUUCGGCAUGGAUUCAGUAAAAGCAGAAAAUACACUGAUGAGAACUGGACUUUGCCGUGUGUUGAGAUCCCUAACAUGCUGGCUAAAGACGGAGCAAAGCUACAGAAAGGAGGAGCAAGGAAGAGGAGGCACCCUGCUGAAGAUGGAGGAAGAGCAGAAUGGAAGAAGACGAAGAACAGAGGUGAAGAAGAAAAACAAGGACAAAAACCUCUGGGAGACGGUGGCAGGAAGCGACUGGAUGCUCUGAGUGUUGGCUACUUCCGCCGCGUUGGGGAACGACUGAGUGAAGGCUUUGAAGAAGAGGAGGAGAGAGAGAUGUUUGUGGGGAACGUCCUCGCCGAGGUGAAAGGUAAAGCCGGCCUGGUGGCCACCGACCGGACGGGAAGCAUCACUCUGCAGCGGCUGCUCCCGCUGUCCGGCCCGGACCAGGUGGGCGAAGUCCUGGCCGAACUGGGCGGAGAGUCGGGGGCCGGGUUUAAAGAGGUCUCGUGCGACCGCUGUGGAGGCCACGUCGUAGAGAGCGCGCUCAGACAGAUGUCCAGGUGGGAGGAGUUCUCGCAGAAGGAUCCGUCCAAAGAGGAUGAGGAUGAGGAGGAGAGCGCCGGGGUGCUGGAGAGCCAGGUGUUGUCUUUAAGUCAGGUGGUGAAAGACAACGGCUCAGAAUUCAUCGGACACGUUCACGGCUCGCACGUGGUCCGCACACUUUUACACGUGCUGGCGGGCUGCGUCGGACCUCCUCGCACUGAAGCCCAGCCAGGUGCAAAAGAGCACAGGGCGGCCCCCCAGCUGACCGACUUUGAGAUUCCCACCUCGUUCUGGUACGAGCUGAAGAGCCUCACCGAGACCCUGAUGGAAAAUAUUCAUCUGAGCGUUACAGAUGGAGCUGCCAGCGCCGUCUUCCAGACCAUGCUGACCGUGUGUCACAGAAAACGACCCAAACUGUGCAAACAGCUCCUGAAGCGCACCAUGGAGUACCUGACCAGCCGCGGCUCGGCCCCCGGAGUCAGUCCGCUGCUGGUCUUCCUGAAGGACCAGGCCUCCAGUCGCCUCAUAGAGACGAUCAUCCAGCUGUCCCACAAAUCUCUUCUCCGUGACCUUUACAAGAGCCACUUCAAGGGCAGUUUGGUUGACCUCGCCCUCCAUCCUAUCGCCAACUUCCCCGUCCAGAGGCUGACAGCCGCCUUGGCCGAACAUAAACUGUUCCCGAAGCUGUUCGACGAGCUGGUCCAGGGCGUGGAGGCCGUCUUGGCUGCCGGUCACAUGGGCGUGAUCGUCCAGCUGGCGGAAAGCUGCGCAGAAGGCGGAGAGAAGCAGGACGACAUGAUGCGGUGCCUUCUGAACUCUUUCCACUGCGCCGAGCCCGGCUCUCGACACGUCUGCUGCCUGCCGCUCUUUAUGUCCUUGCUCACCUAUGAGGUGUAUUACCAGACUGAUGCAACAGAGGGCAGCACACAGAAAGAGGUUCCGCUGACGUCCAUCUGCUACCACGGUUCCCGGCUGGUCCAAGCGCUGGCCAGGUUUAAGGAGCGCUCUCACCUCCUCAGCAGCCUGCGCACCCUGAGCCCCGCCGACCUCCUCACGAUGGCCUCCGACCCCUCCGGCAGCCACGUCCUGCAGGCCCUCAUCACCACAUCCAGCGACAAAGGCAGGGGCAAGAUCCUCAAGAGACUGGAGGGCCAGUACGUGCAGAUGGCCUGCUCCAGGCUCGGGAGCCGAGUCCUGGAAGCCGCGUGGAACAGCGCUUCGGUCAGCCAGAGGCAAGGCAUCGCGCAGGAGCUUGUUCCCAGCGAAAGUAAGCUGAGGUCCGAUCAGUUCGCCCGUCACGUUUGGGCGAAGUUCGGCCUCUCCCACUUUGUCCACAGGAGAGCCCACUGGCAGGAAAUCCAGACGGGGGAGUCCAAGAAACGGAAACUUUUCAGCGACCUUCUGGAGUGAAAAGUCGAAAUUAGUCAAAUUGUUUAGUGUUUAGUGCUUGAUAAUAAAUAUAUAUAAUGUUG
Gambusia affinis (western mosquitofish) is the source of this 2262-nucleotide messenger RNA. RefSeq names its product nucleolar protein 9. Gene Ontology annotation, biological process: endonucleolytic cleavage in ITS1 to separate SSU-rRNA from 5.8S rRNA and LSU-rRNA from tricistronic rRNA transcript (SSU-rRNA, 5.8S rRNA, LSU-rRNA); endonucleolytic cleavage in 5'-ETS of tricistronic rRNA transcript (SSU-rRNA, 5.8S rRNA, LSU-rRNA); endonucleolytic cleavage to generate mature 5'-end of SSU-rRNA from (SSU-rRNA, 5.8S rRNA, LSU-rRNA). The transcript is spliced from 12 exons. Gene Ontology annotation, molecular function: RNA binding. Lineage: Eukaryota; Metazoa; Chordata; Actinopteri; Cyprinodontiformes; Poeciliidae. The record is from RefSeq and is a predicted model, not a curated record. Gene Ontology annotation, cellular component: nucleolus; preribosome, small subunit precursor; 90S preribosome. Bases 341 to 2200 code for a protein of 619 amino acids.